AUGGCAGCAUCAACAACGAACGAGAUUAAGCCAGUCGGCUCGACUCCCGGCUCUGCAUCGGCUUAUGAUAGCAAUUCAAUGACACCCCUCGCAUACGAUCUCGUCAAUACGCCAGAGGGUAUUUCUACCUUGGUCGACUAUCUCAGCGGACUGCCCAAUGACGCGGUCCCAUCGCAUUAUGUUGAUCUCGAAGGCGACAACCUCAGUAGGCAUGGCAUCAUAUCCAUCCUCCAGCUAUAUGUGGCUCCGAAACAACACACAUACCUCCUCGAUAUCCAUGCUCUCGGUGACAAAGCUUUCUUGACUCCGGGCGAGAGAUCAGGCAAAACAAUCAAGGGGUUCUUGGAGGACCCCAACGUAAAGAAGGUCUUUUUCGAUGUUAGAAACGACUCAGAUGCUCUGUUCCACCACUUCAGGAUUGAUCUGGACGGGAUACAAGAUCUUCAGCUUAUGGAGUUCGCCUCACGUUACAACAAGGCAGGAUUUCUCAGCGGAUUAGCAAAAUGCAUAGAGAGGAAUGCCCCAUUGACGCCCGAAGAAAUCUUCGCCUGGAGAGCUGUCAAAGUGUUGGGACACAAUCUGUUCAACCCACAGUCGGGCGGAAGUUAUGCUGUCUUCAACCAGCGACCUUUAUCUCCGGAUAUUCUUCGCUACUGCAUCCAGGAUGUCCAAUACCUGCCUCGUCUCUGGGCUGUGUACUAUCAAAAGCUGGGAAAGGAUUGGAAGCACGCCGUGGAGAGGGAAACGAAGAACAGAAUCCUGAAAUCUCAUGCAUCUGACUAUAAUGGCCAGGGCAGGCAUAUGACGGAGCCACCUGCUGAUUGGGUUGUGAGAAACCCAGAAAUCACUGCCAAUAUUCACACUGAACCAACUACAAUUACGAGAUACACGUAG
Molecule: messenger RNA, 894 nt
Organism: Colletotrichum abscissum
Lineage: Eukaryota; Fungi; Ascomycota; Sordariomycetes; Glomerellales; Glomerellaceae
Product: 3'-5' exonuclease
Exons: 1
Coding region: 1-894 (297 amino acids)
Biological process (GO): nucleobase-containing compound metabolic process
Molecular function (GO): nucleic acid binding; 3'-5' exonuclease activity
Source: RefSeq, a predicted model, not a curated record